This is a messenger RNA of Daldinia decipiens, 1039 nucleotides long. RefSeq lists its product as uncharacterized. The record is from RefSeq and is a predicted model, not a curated record. The coding region runs from base 391 to 936 and encodes 181 amino acids. The transcript has a single exon. Lineage: Eukaryota; Fungi; Ascomycota; Sordariomycetes; Xylariales; Hypoxylaceae.
CAAUACUCUUAUUACACUCGAGCCACUCUAACCCCACGUAAUUCAAAAAGACCUCCCUUGUUAUAAUUAGAAACGGUUUAUCGAAUGCUGUCCUUAAAAGGUCACCUAGGUGCCCAUGCUGCGAUCCAAAUGCUCGAUAUCUUCGUCGAGGGCGACUCCAUGCGUAGAUAGAAGAUAAUUAUGAUUUUGCCUAAACUCAAAUGUGCAAGCAAGGGGAGGUAAUAAUAAUACAUGAAACUGUGAGAACAGAGCGAUCUAGCCCGCCGGUACCACAAACGACAUAUCGCUAUCGGGGUGCUCGGCCUUUACCUUCUUUACCUUCUUUGUCCGGUGGAUUCGACUUCAUCCCUCUUCCAAUCUGGCCUCUCCACGCUCCCUCAAUCUCAGAACAUGGAAAUGGCUUCCUGGAGCGCGCCCCUGAGAGAACAAUACGCGCCGAUAAUCUCCUCGCCCUUGAAUCCGUCAAGACCCGAGGCAUCGAAGCGACGCAGGCGGAUAUACUACGCCCAAGUCACCAGACGCGAACAGAGUCCGACACAGAUACUGCUGCGCCGAAAGGCAAAUGUCGCGUGGAGAUUGAUGUCUUCGAGGGAUGGCGGCAUCACGAAUCGCCCCCAAACGAUAUACAAUGGCACGAAGACCACGACGACUAAGCCACAGGAGAACUACUACCCCAUCGGAACUAUUGCGGAAUACUAUUUACGGACCGAUUUGGAAUGCCAUGAUUUUGGCCUAGGGGUGGGCUUGAGGAGGGUGGAUAUGGAGAAGCAAGCAUUUGCUACUGGCGACUAUCAAGGUGGCUCGCUACCAGACGCGUAUCAGCUUUUGCACAUGUUAACGACGUGGCGGUCAAUGGCGACGAUGGGGGUCUUGUGCAUUGCUGGAGUUUUCUUGGCAAUCCGCGUGGUCGGUAUAGCUCAGGCUUGGCGAACGUGACAGUCAUAACUAUUGCUCAUAAGAGUACUCUUUUUGAGGACUCCUGUCUGCUGCUCGGAUACUAUCGUAAUGAGGAGCGAGGCCGAUUUAUCUAUCCCCCCAA